Molecule: messenger RNA, 1128 nt
Organism: Dissoconium aciculare CBS 342.82
Lineage: Eukaryota; Fungi; Ascomycota; Dothideomycetes; Mycosphaerellales; Dissoconiaceae
Product: Phox-like protein
Exons: 1
Coding region: 1-1128 (375 amino acids)
Cellular component (GO): intracellular membrane-bounded organelle
Molecular function (GO): phosphatidylinositol binding
Source: RefSeq, a predicted model, not a curated record
AUGUCGCCUGCCUUGCAGAUAUCCAUCCCGACCACAUCAGUUUCCACGCCAAACGAAGGAAAAUCCUACACAGUCUAUCACAUCACACUUCAGCUGCCUCUACGUAAACUAGAGGUCCGCAAACGAUACUCCGACUUCCUUACCCUCCAUGACGCCCUCGCAAAAGAAACCAGUCAAGCACCCUCAGCGACACUACCUGCCAAGUCGUGGAUCUGGCGAACAGUGAAUAGUGCAAACCUGACGGAGGAGAGGCGAAAGGGGUUGGAAACAUACUUGAAGAGCAUCAUCGAGUCAGACGACGCAAGGUGGCGGAGUAGUGCUGCUUGGCGUAAUUUUCUGAACUUGCCCAGCGGAACGAGCACGAUCAAUGCAAAUGGCUCCAUAUCGGCUGCGCAACGGCCAGGACAUUCGGGCCCCAUCUCGGAUCCCAACCAGUGGCUGGACAUACAUCGUGACCUGAAGACUCAGAUUCAGACAGCGCGACAGCAGCUGACGCAACGAGAAGCCGCGACGACAGCUCAAGGACAACAUCAACUCUCAGCCGACUCCAAGGCGAGUCUGGUGCGCGCCGCUACAUUCAUAGCACAACUCGACGAUGGAUUGAAGAACAUGACGAAUGCGAGCAAAGGCGAUGCGGCAGGUUGGGGAGGGAGCAAGUCGCUAGGCGAGGGAGAGCUUCGCCGACGACGCGAUCUGGUCGUGGCCGCCAAGAAGGAAGUAGAAGGUCUCGAAGCCGUAUUGCGAAGUCUCGCGACCAAGAACGCCAAUGCGUCGACAAGCCUCAACACUGCUGCAGUCGCUACCACGGGCGACAAAGAAGCGCUGUGGAAAGGCACUUCGGCCACGCGUCCUGGUGGUCGGGUUCUGGGAGGGCCUGCGAAAGAAACCGAACGCACGCGAGAGCUGGGCAAUGCCGGCGUGUUGCAACUCCAGAAACAGAUCAUGCAAGAGCAAGACGAAGAUGUCCUAUCGCUUGGCAAAACUGUUGCGAAGCUCAAGGACAUGGGCAUCAUGAUCAACGAGGAGCUUGCGAUUCAGAACGAGAUGCUGGGCAUUAUCGAAAGCGAUGUGGAUCGGCACCAGGCCAAGCUGGAUAUUGCGAAACGUCGCAUCAACAAGAUCAGCUGA